Molecule: messenger RNA, 2546 nt
Organism: Mangifera indica (mango)
Lineage: Eukaryota; Viridiplantae; Streptophyta; Magnoliopsida; Sapindales; Anacardiaceae
Product: beta-galactosidase 5-like
Exons: 18
Coding region: 172-2412 (746 amino acids)
Biological process (GO): carbohydrate metabolic process
Cellular component (GO): vacuole; cell wall
Molecular function (GO): beta-galactosidase activity
Source: RefSeq, a predicted model, not a curated record
UUCACCAGUCCACCAUAUAAAUAGAAAGCUUUUGAGAGUAUCUGUCACUCGCAGCUGUAGCAGCAGCAAAAUAUUAAAUCAAUGCUUGUUGCAGAGUAGCAGCGGCAGAUCAACUGCAUUUCAAUAACUAUUUAAAAUCUCCCUCAAAAUUGUCGCAGGAGAAAGAGCGACAUGGAAACUAGCUCAGUUUCCAAGCUAUUAUUGAUCUGGUUUUUGUUGGUAAUAGGUAGUGAAGUGAUACAGUGCAGCGUGACCUAUGAUAAGAAGGCCAUUAUCAUCAAUGGCCAGAGGAGGAUCCUCAUCUCCGGUUCUAUUCACUAUCCGAGAAGCACACCUGAAAUGUGGGAAGAUCUUAUACAGAAGGCUAAAGAUGGAGGGUUAGAUGUUAUUGACACGUAUGUUUUCUGGAAUGUGCACGAGCCUUCUCCGGGCAAUUAUAAUUUCGAAGGAAGAAACGACCUGGUACGGUUCAUUAAGACUAUUCAGAAAGCAGGGCUAUAUGCUCAUCUUCGAAUUGGACCUUAUGUUUGCGCUGAGUGGAAUUUCGGAGGAUUUCCUGUUUGGUUGAAGUAUGUUCCUGGUAUCAGCUUUAGAACUGAUAAUGGGCCUUUCAAGAUGGCAAUGCAAGGGUUUACCCAGAAAAUUGUACAGAUGAUGAAAAAUGAGAAUUUAUUUGCAUCACAGGGAGGUCCCAUUAUCCUCUCGCAGAUUGAGAAUGAGUAUGGACCAGAGAGUAAGGCCCUUGGAACUGCUGGUCGUGCAUACAUAAAUUGGGCUGCAAAGAUGGCUGUUGGAUUGAACACAGGAGUCCCAUGGGUGAUGUGCAAGGAAGAUGAUGCUCCAGAUCCAGUGAUAAAUGCGUGUAAUGGUUUUUACUGCGAUUCAUUCACUCCCAACAAACCUUACAAGCCUACAAUGUGGACUGAGGCUUGGAGUGGCUGGUUUACAGAGUUUGGUGGUCCUGUUCACCGACGACCAGUUCAAGAUUUGGCAUUUGCAGUUGCCCGUUUUAUACAAAAGGGGGGUUCAUAUAUUAACUACUACAUGUAUCAUGGAGGAACUAACUUUGGGCGCACUGCUGGAGGCCCUUUCAUUACCACUAGUUAUGAUUAUGAUGCUCCACUUGAUGAAUAUGGUUUGAUCAGGCAACCUAAAUAUGGCCAUCUCAAGGAGCUUCACAAGGCUAUUAAGCUAUGUGAACAUGCUUUAGUUUCUUCAGAUCCAACUGUGACUUCACUGGGAACCUAUCACCAGGCUCAUGUAUUCUCUCCAGGGCAGGGAAGAUGUGCAGCUUUUCUCUCAAAUUACCAUUCAAGCUCGCCUGCCAUGGUGAUGUUUAAUGGCAGGCAUUAUAAUUUGCCCCCUUGGUCCAUAAGCAUCCUUCCUGAUUGCAAGAAUGUCAUAUUUAACACUGCAACAGUUGGAGUUCAAAGGGAACAUAUGCAAAUGUUGCCAGCUGACUCUAAGUUGCUUUCAUGGGAGACUUAUGAUGAAGAUGUUUCUUCUCUGGGUCAAAGAUCAACAAUAACAACUGUUGGACUCUUGGAGCAGGUAAAUGUCACUAGAGAUACUAGUGACUACCUGUGGUAUAUGACGAGUGUUGACAUUAGUUCAUCAGAAUCAUUUCUGCGAGGAGGAAACAAGCCCACUCUUAAUAUAGAAUCAGCUGGUCAUGCUGUUCAUGUUUUCAUUAAUGAACAGUUUUCAGGCUCAGCCUUCGGUAGCAGGGAGAGUAGAAAGUUCACAUUUACAGGGCCAGUUAACCUUCAUGCUGGAACAAAUAAGAUUGCACUCCUCAGCAUGUCUGUAGGAUUACCGAAUGUCGGGUUCCAUUAUGAAACAUGGGAAACAGGAAUCCUUGGUCCAGUUAUGCUGCAGGGUCUAGACCAAGGAAAUAGAGACUUGACGUGGCAGAAAUGGUCAUACCAGGUUGGCCUACAAGGGGAGGCAAUGAAUCUAGUAUCACCAAAUGAAGCUUCAUCUUUUGAAUGGACUCAAGCUUCACUAGCUACUCAAGGCCAGCAACCUUUGACAUGGUACAAGGCAUAUUUUGAUGCACCUUCAGGAAAUGAGCCACUGGCUUUGGACAUGAGAAGUAUGGGAAAGGGUCAAGUGUGGAUAAAUGGGGAGAGUUUAGGAAGAUACUGGAUGGCUUAUGCAAAGGGUGACUGCAAUACUUGCAGCUAUUCUGGGACAUACCGCCCUACAAAUUGCCUGCGUCGAUGUGGCCGACCUACCCAACGAUGGUAUCAUGUUCCAAGGUCCUUUCUGAAGCCAACAAAAAAUUUGUUGGUAGUUUUUGAAGAACUUGGAGGGGAUGCAUCAAAGAUAUCUCUUGUGAAAAGGCAGUACGCCAAUGGUCAAACAAGUAGUGUUCAAACAAGUAAUGAUGAUGAAAAUAAUAAUGUUUAGGUGCUUAUAUAUUUAUAAAAAUAUCGGUAUUAUAGCCAAAAGGAAAUGGUGAUGAAAAUAAUAAUGUUCAAACAAGUAGUGUUGCACCAAUAUUAUGGUCUAUGAGCGAUGUUAUAUAAACAUUUUUUUGAGUA